Messenger RNA from Rotaria socialis, 882 nucleotides. The record is from the annotation of a GenBank genome assembly. Lineage: Eukaryota; Metazoa; Rotifera; Eurotatoria; Philodinida; Philodinidae.
AUGUUCUCUAUAUUCUAUAAUGGAAUCAAAAGUCAUUUUAUUUGCAUUUUGUUUUUUCUCAACCAUUCUUAUUCAUGCUUUUUUCGUGUAUGUGAAUAUACAAUAACGGCACACGGACGUAACAAUCGUAAAACGUCACCGUUGCAUCGGCUCGGUUUGACACAUAAUCGAGAAGGAGUUCCAAAAUUUAUCCGAGAAAAUACCGCACAAUUUUUUUCUACCGUUGCGAAAACAACUCGAACAAUAGAAUCAUCGUCAUUGCCGAUUUUCCCAAGUGAAUUUGAGCAACAACAUCAACGGAUUCAAAGUAAUGAUGAAAACGAAAACGAAAACGAAAACGAAAACGAAAACGAAAACGAAAACGAAAACGAAAACGAAGAAAUUCUAUUAACAAGACCAGUAACACCACAUUUUUUAUUGCCACCUAUUGGAACAGCAAGUAGUAGAAGAUCAAAAGUGAUACCAUCUGCUUCCAUUUGUACUCGACCACAAACUUUUCAUUCGCCUAUCCUAUCUUCGGGACUAUCAUUGGAAUCAUCAAGUCCACUGAUACAAUCACGGACGCCAACAAUAAAAUUAAAACGUCAAGUUCAACAUGGCGGUCCAGUUGAUCAAGAUAUUUUUCGAAAAGCCUAUGACCGAGCUUUAACAGUGGCUCGUAGUCGUCUUCUACUUCGUGAUCCAUACUCAUUAACAGGAGCAAAUGCGACUCACGGUGUUCUCUAUUCAUAUUAUGAUCAUACGCCAAUGUGUGUAUUUUCACACGGAGCUGCUUGCAAUCAUAAUCAAGAUGAAAUAUCUAAACAGGAUCGAAAACUAAAAUCCAAUGUGAUACGUAAAAAAAUUUUUAACGAUGUUGUUGUAGAACGUUAUAUUCAAUAA